AUGGCGAAAGGAUUUAAGCACCGGUUUAUUGUUUUCAAGCGCAAAGGCAAACAGGAAGUCGUUACCAUAGGUAAGAGAGGUGUUAUAGAGAAUCGAUUUCCGUUUAAAGACGACCGCGAAAUGAAAGAAAUUGUUACAGCCCUAUUUCCACAUUUGAAGUCAAGGCCCGAGUACAGUCAUGAACCUCAAGAGCUAGAGCCACCUCAAGUACUUUGUUCGAACUUUGGUCAACCAGAAAGCAGUUCUCCUGAAUCUGCUAAACUAUUGUUCGACGAAUUCGGAUUCGACAAUUUCCCAGCAGAUUCUUGGGAUUUUUUCAACCCUACAGAAGCUUUUUAG
Molecule: messenger RNA, 339 nt
Organism: Trichomonas vaginalis G3
Lineage: Eukaryota; Parabasalia; Trichomonadida; Trichomonadidae
Exons: 1
Coding region: 1-339 (112 amino acids)
Source: RefSeq, a predicted model, not a curated record